CACUCCUGAGCUAAACUUCCUCUUUAGGACAACAUGAGGCUCAAGUCUGUCACAGAAAGCUUUGCCAACAUCAUCCAUGGCUUGAAAGUGGGACACCUAACAGAUCGCGUCAUUCAGAGGAGCAAGAGGAUGAUUUUGGAUACUCUGGGUGUUGGGUUUCUUGGAACCAGAACAGAAGUGUUUCACAAAAUCUACAGCUCCAACACGUCCAGCACAGUUUGGGGACAGCCAGACUUCAGACUCCCACCUUCAUAUGCUGCUUUUGUUAAUGGUGUGGCUAUUCACUCAAUGGAUUUUGAUGAUACGUGGCACCCUGCUACCCACCCCUCUGGGGCUGUCCUUCCUGCCCUCACAGCUUUAUCAGAAGCCGCACCUCAGAGUACUAAGUUUUCUGGCCUUGACCUGCUUCUGGCUUUCAACGUUGGUAUUGAAGUACAAGGCCGAUUAAUGCGCUUCUCCAAGGAAGCCAGUGACAUUCCAAAGAGAUUUCAUCCUCCCUCGAUAGUAGGAACUUUGGGCAGUGCUGCUGCUGCGUCCAAGUUCCUGGGGCUCAGCCUGGUGGAGUGCAGAGAAGCCCUGGCCAUCGCUGCUUCUUUUGCUGGAGCACCCAUGGCAAAUGCCGCCACUCAGACCAAGCCCCUUCAUAUUGGCAAUGCUGCCAGACAUGGAACAGAAGCUGCUUUUCUGGCAAUGCUAGGUCUCCAAGGGAACAAGCACAUCUUGGACCUGGCAAGAGGCUUUGGGGCCUUCUACACCAGCUAUUCCCCUAGAGUCCUUCCAAGCCUGGAGUCCCACAGUUGGCUGCUGGAUGAGCAGGAUGUAGCCUUCAAGCGUUUCCCUGCACAUUUGGCUACCCACUGGGUGGCAGAGGCGGUCGCAUUGGUGCGACAGCACCUUGUGCUUUCAGAUGGAGCCCUGCUUCCUACAGACCACAUCGAGAAAAUUGUGCUCAGGGUUCCAGAUGUCCAGUAUGUAAACAGACCCUUCCCUACCUCAGAGCAUGAAGCCCGUCAUUCCUUCCAGUAUGUGGCUUGCACUGUGCUUCUUGAUGGGUGCAUCACUGUUCCAUCAUUCCACAAAGACCAGGUCAGUAGGCCACAGGUGACAGAAUUGCUCAGGAAGGUGAAACUAGAGCAUCCUUCUGACAACCUGCCAAGCUUCAACACACUGUACUGUGAGGUCAGUGUCACUCUUAAGAAUGGACGUACAUUCUCUGAGCACAGCAGUUCCUUCUAUGGUCACUGGAGGAAUCCACUGAACCAGGAGGACCUACAGAAAAAGUUCAGGGCUAAUGCCACUGGGGUGCUGCCUCCCAACACAUUGGAAAAGCUUAUAAAGACAGUGGAAAAGCUGGAAGAUCUAGAAGACUGUAAUGCACUGACCACACUUUUAAAAGGACCAGAGGCCACUUCAAAACAUCCGUCCUGUAAUCAUCCCAUUGCACAGUCCCUGCCCAGGCACACCAGCAUCUGAACCUCUCCACCUCUUGGGAGAUUCAAUAAUCUGCUUUAUAAACCAAGGGACUGCUGCUUGGUCUAC
This is a messenger RNA of Octodon degus (degu), 1539 nucleotides long. It is a transcript of the gene Acod1, whose product is annotated as aconitate decarboxylase 1. The transcript has 5 exons. Lineage: Eukaryota; Metazoa; Chordata; Mammalia; Rodentia; Octodontidae. Gene Ontology annotation, molecular function: lyase activity. The coding region runs from base 34 to 1473 and encodes 479 amino acids. The record is from RefSeq and is a predicted model, not a curated record.